ACGGGUUUUGUUUUAAAGACACAGAAACCUAACCCAUUCCUUCUCUUCUAUAUCUCUUUCCAGGGCUCAAACGCCCGCCUCCACCCCGGCCUCUCCAAAACCAGGCCGCCCUCUCACGGACUCCGCUCCGCCGCUCGCCGACGCCGAGACUCAGCUCCGUCGCGCGCCCCGUCGAUCGCAGCGACGCCACACCCCGACCCCGCACAAUCCCCUGCCGGCGUCGUUGGACCUCAGGGUGUUUCGCAGAGCUGGACAGCAAUGGAGGAGACUCGGGCUGUGCAGGUUGACCUCGGGAGUCUCAUGGCCUUCGAUUCUAGCCACCACUUUCCUUCCCUACCUUCUUCGAGGGAGGAGUUGGUUGCGAAUUGUCUGGAGAAGGGGACUGAGCUUGUUCAAGCGGUCGCAGAUGCCCUUUUCAACUUACCUUCGACUGAAGAUGUGGAUGGCCCUAUUGUCAAGUUGCCGCCGCCAACAACAAAAUUGCCUAGAGAAAAGCAUUUGCCAAAGCCCAAACCUCCUACAAAAUGGGAAUUGUUUGCCAAAUCCAAAGGUAUAAAGAACCGUAAAAAGGACAAGAUUGUUUAUGAUGAGCAGACUGGUACUUGGAAGCGCCGCUAUGGAUAUGAUCGUGUUAAUGAUGAUCAAGAUUUACCCAUACUCGAGGCCAAGGCCACCGAUGAGGUUGGAAUUGACCCUUUUGCUGAGAGACGGGCUGAUAAGAAGAAGCGUGUCGAAAAGCAAAACAAAAACCGAUUGCAGAACCUAAAACAAGCUGCAAACGCUCAUGCUUUGCCAAGCCAUAUUCAGCUAGCGGCCACAGCAUUGCCCAUAACGGGAACCCAGGCUGCACCAAAGAAAGUGAGUAAAGAUGAACUGGGGAAUGUUGCCGGAUUAGCAGCUACCGCCACAGCCAGUGGUGGGAAGUUUGACAAGAAGCUUCCAGGAGAAAAGAAGCCGAAGCACGAGCAAAAGCAUCGCAAGUUCCUUCCAGUAGCAGAAGGAACAGGCCAGGGUUCCAAAGAGAAGGAGCAAACGGACAGAGUUCUAAACAAGCUCCUUUCCAAGAAUUCACAUGAAAUCCUUAACGUUGAUAAGGCUGUUACGAUGUACAAUGUGAAGAAAGAGAAGAAACGAAGUAACCAAAAGCGAGACUCCUCUUCAAACUCGAGCAAGUUGAAACCACAGAAGAAGGUACAAAAAAAGCCCUUUAAGAAGGGAUCUGCUAAGAGGGGAUCUGCCAAGGGAUCUGCUAAGAAAGGAUCUGCAAAGAAAGAGAAAUCUAAAUGAAACCCAUAACUAUUUAGAGUUGUUGUAUGCUUGUAGAGUUUUUGAUUAGGUGCUACAAGUAUGUUAGGAUCAUAUAAUUUUGCUUCGAGAAAUAUUUAUUUUUUGUCAUAGCAAACUCUCUUCUUUAUCUUUUGCAUGUUAGUGCUUCUUCUGGCACUUGUUUUCUUUUACAUAACACGAGCUGAUAUGAGUAUGCAACACAAAUUCAGAUGGUU
Molecule: messenger RNA, 1502 nt
Organism: Syzygium oleosum
Lineage: Eukaryota; Viridiplantae; Streptophyta; Magnoliopsida; Myrtales; Myrtaceae
Product: ribosome biogenesis regulatory protein homolog
Exons: 9
Coding region: 259-1287 (342 amino acids)
Biological process (GO): ribosomal large subunit biogenesis; ribosomal large subunit export from nucleus; ribosome biogenesis
Cellular component (GO): preribosome, large subunit precursor; nucleus; nucleolus
Molecular function (GO): protein binding
Source: RefSeq, a predicted model, not a curated record